GCUGAAGUUUGGGGCCUCUCCCAGGCGCUGCCACGAGCAAGUCCCUCCGUCCACCUCUCAGAGGGGCCGUAUGAGCCCCGAGGGCUCCUGCCCGUGGAUGGGCCACCUGCGUCGCCUCCAGGUGAGGACCUGGAUUGAGCCGGUGGUGGCCUCGUCCCAGGUGGCCGCCUCCCUCUACGACGCGGGGCUGCUGCUGGUGGUGAAGGCGCACUACGGAGCCGGAGCCGCCUCCAACCACAGCGCAGGCCCGUCGCCCCGCGGGGUCCUGGAGGACCAACAGCAGAGGGCCAUCUCCAAUUUCUACAUCAUCUACAACCUCGUGGUGGGCCUGACGCCCCUGCUGUUCGCCUACGGGCUGGGCUGGCUCAGCGACCGCUACCACCGCAAGAUCUCCAUCUGCGUGUCUCUGCUGGGCUUCCUCCUCUCCCGCCUCGGGCUGCUGCUCAAGGUGCUGCUGGACUGGCCCCUCGAGGUGAUGUACGGGGCGGCGGCGCUCAACGGGCUGUGCGGCGGCUUCUCGGCGUUCUGGGCCGGGGUCAUGGCCCUGGGGUCCCUCGGCUCCUCCGAGGGCCGCCGCUCCGUGCGCCUCAUCGUUCUGGACCUCAUCCUGGGCCUGGCUGGCUUCUGCGGGAGCAUGGCCUCCGGGCACCUCUUCAAGCAGAUCGUUGGGCGCUCCAGGCAGGGCCUGGUGCUGGCGGCUUGCAGCGUGAGCUGCGCCACGUUCAGCCUUUGCUACAGCUUGCUGGUGCUGAAGGUCCCGGAGUCGGUGGCCAAAUCCAGCAGGGCGCUUACCACCAUGGACACGGUGUCUGGCGUGGUUGGCACAUACCGCACCCUGGAUCCUGAUCAGCUGGAGAAGCACAGUGUGGUAGGACACCCUCCGAGGCCUGGAAAAGCAAAGCCCCAAAAGGCCAUCAUUGCCCUGCUCUUUGUGGGUGCCAUCUUAUAUGACCUGGCAGUGGUGGGCACAGUGGACGUGAUGCCACUUUUUAUGCUGAGGGAGCCUCUCAGUUGGAACCAAGUCCAGGUGGGCUAUGGCAUGGCUGCCGGGUACACCAUCUUCAUCACCAGUUUCCUGGGCGUCUUGAUCUUCUCCCGCUGCCUCCGGGACACCACUAUGAUCAUGAUUGGGAUGGUCUCCUUUGGGUCUGGAGCCCUUCUCUUGGCCUUUGUGAGAAAGACAUACAUGUUCUACAUUGCUCGAACCGUCAUGCUGUUUGCUCUGAUCCCCAUCACAACCAUCCGAUCAGCGAUGUCCAAGCUCAUAGAGGGCUCCUCUUACGGAAAGGUGUUCGUCAUGCUGCAGCUGUCUCUGGCUCUGACUGGGGUGGUGACGUCCGUAGUGUAUAAUGAGAUCUAUCAGCUCUCCAUGGAAAAGUUCGUAGGCACCUGCUUUGUUCUCUCCUCCUUUCUCUCCUUCCUGGCCAUCGCCCCUAUUGGCAUCGUGGCCUCUAAACAAGCCCCAUGGUCGCAAUACGGAGACAUCACAGAAAAAUGA
Orycteropus afer afer is the source of this 1498-nucleotide messenger RNA. It is a transcript of the gene SLC46A2, whose product is annotated as solute carrier family 46 member 2. NCBI's taxonomy places the organism in Eukaryota, Metazoa, Chordata, Mammalia, Tubulidentata, Orycteropodidae. Gene Ontology annotation, biological process: transmembrane transport. Gene Ontology annotation, molecular function: transmembrane transporter activity. Gene Ontology annotation, cellular component: membrane. The record is from RefSeq and is a predicted model, not a curated record.